AUUGAUUGUAGUUGCUGAAAAGGAUGUCGUUUAUCAACGUUUUCCAAUUCCUCUUAUCAAUCGACUGGAAAAACAUUUACUUGUAAUGUCGACUGGUUUAACAGAACGUCAAGCUGAGUUGGUUAAAGAACUGGAGAACUGGGUGAAGCUCUUCUCGGUAGUAAAACCUGAACAUUCAUCUAGCGAGAGGUAGAACUAUUGUCUUUGAGUUGUUGUAGUGAUUAAACACAUACUGUAGUUUCUUUAAAUUCAAAUUUUUUUUUCGAAUUGUUUAGCUUUUUUCGAAUUGCAUAAGCUUACUUUUGGUAUCAUAAAAAAGGUUCGAACCAGUUACUGCAUUGAGCUAUUGACCGACAAUACUUUGAAAAGAGUUGCACUCAGAAUGUUGAGAAGGUCAAAGCUCAACACCACAAGGAUUCUACUUGCACCUGCGAAAACCAUAUCAGACUUGUAUAGGAACAAAAAGAUUGAGAUUAUGAUAUAGAACCUUUGAUAAAGGUCGAGGUUUUAGCACUUUCUCCGAAGAAGGAUUAUAGAUAUCGGGAGAGCUCAUGAGAAAAUGAACUGUCAAAUAAUUAAAUGAGCUUCUUAUAACAUCGAUUACGUUAGAGAAAAGCUUUAAAAACAUUUACGACCCUAUCAUCCACUUAUAUAUCCUGUUAAGGAAAUGCAAAAGUGUCCACUAUACAACUAAAUUUUGUGUCAGUAUAUGCGUUUGUUUCUGCCAUUAUAGCUUAUUCAAGCCUGGUGAUUGUUUUGUUGGUUACCAUAGCGACACUGCUGCUGCAGUAGUUAUUAAAAUUUCCAACCUUAAUAAAGACUGGUCUGAUGAGCAGGUAUAAAAUUUGUGUUCAUAUAUAGUCCUACGUUUGUGUUCAUAUACAGUUCUCCAAAAUUUGAUAAUACAAUCAUGUAUUCUAUUCUUUCAUGUGAUAUUGAAAAUUAAUUAAAUAACCUUUCUGUAAUAUUUCAUAAAAAUGAUAACUGGACGGGAAUUUAUAUCGCAUAGCAAUAUGGUUGGCUAUUGAAUAAUUAAUGAGUUCUAAAUAUUUCAAUAGUAUAUGCAUUGAAUUUCUGAUAAGUUUAAUUGCUUGAUUUAUGUAAGUUGCGCAACUGUUCUUUCCCUGGCCCGUCGAAAUCAGUUCUUUUGAACAAAUGAUUUAACGGUAGUUUUUCGCCCUAGAUUAUUAUGCAAUCAAAAUACACGUUGUUGCAGUGUGCAUCACCUGAUGCUAUUGCUAGAAUACCAGCAACAAAACUAAAGUACGAUGCAGAGAAGCUUUGGACAAAAUAUUUUAGAAAUCAGAAACAUGGAAGUUUGAAAGAUUAUGUGGUUCAUUGCUUGCAAAACAAGGACGAUGCUGAAAACAAUGGUUUUCUUGUCCAGGUUAGUUUUCUUAUGUUGAAUAUCUUGUAUUCAUUCAUUUUGGUAUGACAUGUGUACUUUGGUGUUAAUGCACGCAGGCUAUUGUUUCGAAGAAGGUUAUUGCACUGGCCGCAGCCAGUGUCAUGGAAUGCCCUUACUGAAAUUUCUGUCUUUUUCGGUGUUUUUUUUUUGUUGUCGCAAGUGUGACUUUCCAUUGCGGCAUCGGGGGCUCAGGAUUGUGCAAUUUAGCUAAAACAUGCUCACAGGACGAUUAGGAUAUGGAUUAGAAUUAGAUUGGGGUUAGGACCAAUUCUACACAGUGUUAACCAGAACGAAUUUCGUAUUUAACUACGUUACAAAUCUUAGACGCUGUAAUUGUGGGACGUAUUUUAUUAUAUUUCAUUGCGCCGGCGCUUGGACUUUUCUGUGUGUUUUUCGAUAAGAUAUCGCCGAACUCUAUUGGUUUGUAUGGAUUUUUAUUGUGCCGUCCUCAGAAUGUUUGUGAUCAUGAAGUCACGGCCGUCAAGAAGUGAAGAACAUCUACAUAUUUCAAAUUAUUUUUUAGAAUAUUGCAAUGGCAUUUUACCAACCGCGAGGCCAGUGUGAACGCUUAAGCAGGCGUCUUGUUUACUUUUGUAUUUACCGCCCAUCAAGUAGCCGAAAUACCACGGUGUAAAUAAUUUAAACCUGUUCUUUCAUUAUAUAUUUACCAGUUCAAUUAUUUCAAUUGUUGUCAACUAUCAAUUGCAGUUCAAGUUGCCGCCGGUAAUGUUGCACGGAUAAGUGCAUGGUGUAGGUUAUGAUUAUAAGUGAUGGAAGUACUGACGGGUCACAGCCAGUCGGGACAUGUUCCGCAUAAAUGUCGCUCCAUAUACGCGCUCGCUCUCAUACAAAAUACGCAAAGUCAUAACAUUGUUAAUAAUUAUAAUUUUUUUGCAGAUUACCACGUACUCUCGAUUGUUAUCACAAGCAAAUUCUCGGGCCAUAGCCUCUGCCGCUGGGUUUACAGGUCCACAGACACGUUGUAUUAGCCUUCAGGAAUUUCAUACAGAGCAACAAUUCGUCAAGACAUUAGAGUAAGUGUUUGCGUUACGCGUGAAAGCAUAAAUACAAGAUAUCGCUAAAGCGACUAUGGUAUAUGUUUACAAUGAUAGAAAUAAGUCCUAAACUAGGAUACAAUAUAAAUUCAAAUUAAGAUAUAAAGUACUACGAUUAUAUAGCCAGUAAAUUUAGAAGUAGAAAGGAGAAAGGGGAUGAGUUGGUACGUCUAAAUAGGAAUGUAGCUAAUUUGUUUUUAUUCAGUUCUGAUUUCAAGGCAAUCAUUUCGUUUUCAG
Molecule: messenger RNA, 2700 nt
Organism: Paramuricea clavata
Lineage: Eukaryota; Metazoa; Cnidaria; Anthozoa; Malacalcyonacea; Plexauridae
Source: the annotation of a GenBank genome assembly